This is a messenger RNA of Cucurbitaria berberidis CBS 394.84, 1050 nucleotides long. Its product is annotated as glycoside hydrolase family 10 protein. Gene Ontology annotation, molecular function: hydrolase activity, hydrolyzing O-glycosyl compounds. The coding region runs from base 1 to 1050 and encodes 349 amino acids. The transcript is spliced from 4 exons. The record is from RefSeq and is a predicted model, not a curated record. Lineage: Eukaryota; Fungi; Ascomycota; Dothideomycetes; Pleosporales; Cucurbitariaceae. Gene Ontology annotation, biological process: carbohydrate metabolic process.
AUGCAUCUCUCCAACAUUAUCGCCACUCUAGCUCUCGCUGGAUCGGUUAUUGCCGCACCUUUUCGCAAGGGAGAUAGUCUUUACAAGGGUAUAACGAAAGCAGGGAGGAAGUUCGUUGGCACCGCCCUAACGCUCCGAAAUGAGACUACAGAGGGAGAGAUCAUUAAGCAAGAGUUCAAUUCUUUCACCCCCGAGAACGCGAUGAAGUGGGAAUCAACCGAGCCAUCACGUGGCAACUUCACUUUCGCAGACGCAGAUCGCUACGCGGCCUACGCCAAGAAAAACCAUCUCCAGAUCCAUUGUCAUACACUUGUGUGGCACAGCCAGCUUCCAAAGUGGGUUUCGGAUGGCGGAUUUGACAACAAGACCUUGAUCGGAAUUAUGGAAGAUCACAUCAAAGCAAUUGUGACCCGAUACAAGGGAUCUUGCACACGUUGGGACGUCGUGAAUGAAGCGCUGAAUGAGAACGGAACCUACCGCUCCAGUUUGUGGUUAGAUACCAUCGGUGAAGCCUAUCUCCCAAUCGCUUUCAGACUCGCGAAGAAGUAUGACAACAAAGCAAAGCUGUUCUACAACGACUACAACCUUGAAUACAACGCGGAGAAGACCGCCGGUGCUAAGCGCAUCGUCAAGCUCAUCAAAUCCUACGGCGUCAAGAUCGACGGUGUUGGCUACCAAGCUCAUCUAGCCAGCGAGACUACCAAAACCGCACCAGGCCCCGCACCGGACCAGAAGACACUCGAAGCUGCUCUUCGCGCAACGGCCGAUGAAGGCGUAGACGUUGCGUACACCGAGAUCGACGUCCGCCUAAACACUCCGGCUACCGCAGAAAAACUCGCCGUACAAGCUGCUACUUAUCAGCGUAUUGCGGCAUCUUGUCUUGCGGUAAAGAAGUGUAUUGGUAUGACUGUCUGGGGCAUUUCAGACAAGUACUCGUGGAUUCCUGGCGUCUUUGCCGGCGAGGGAGCUGCGCUACUAUGGGAUGAGGACUACAAUAAGAAACCUGCUUAUUACGGUUUCUUGAAAGGAAUAAAAGGGAAUAAAGAAUAA